AUGUCAGAGUGUAAUUUCAGGUCAGACACCAAGAAAUGGCUACUGGAAGCUACUGGAACAGCUGCCAGGAAAGAAUUCUUCAGGGAACUCUUAAAAAAUUCAGAGAUAUCAUUGAACGAUAUGUUUGUGCGGACAUAUGGCCGAUUGUAUAUGCAGAAUUCUGAGGUGUUCCAGGACCUCUUCACAGAGCUGAAGCGAUAUUACACAGGCGGCAAUGUGAACCUCGAGGAGAUGCUGAAUGAUUUCUGGGCCCGUCUGCUGGAGCGGAUGUUCCAGUUGGUCAAUCCACAGUACCAUUUCACAGAGGACUAUCUCGAAUGCAUCAGCAAGUACACUGACCAGCUCAAGCCAUUUGGUGAUGUGCCUAGGAAGCUGAAGAUGCAGGUGACCAGGGCUUUUAUUGCGGCUCGAACCUUUGUGCAAGGUCUGACUGUCGGCAGGGAAGUCGCCAACAGAGUGUCCAAGGUCCCUCCAACACUGGGGUGCAUUCGUGCACUGAUGAAGAUGAUGUAUUGUCCCUACUGCCGCGGCCUGCCCACUGUGAAGCCCUGCAACAACUACUGUCUCAAUGUAAUGAAGGGCUGCCUGGCCAAUCAGGCUGAUCUGGACACAGAGUGGAAUCUUUUUAUUGAUGCUAUGCUACUAGUAGCAGAUCGGUUAGAGGGACCCUUCAACAUAGAGGCCGUUAUGGACCCAAUCGAUGUGAAGAUUUCUGAAGCCAUCAUGAAUAUGCAGGAGAACAGCAUGCAGGUGUCUGCUAAGGUUUUUCAAGGAUGUGGUCAACCCAAGCCAGUGCCAUCUGGGCGGCUGGGACGUUCCAUCUCAGAUGGCCUUAACUUACGGUUCAGGGUCUACAGCCCCGAGGAGUCGCCUACGACGGCGGCUGGGACCAGCUUGGACAGGCUGGUGGUUGAUAUUAAAGAUAAGCUGAAGCUGGCAAAGAAGUUCUGGUCCACAUUGCCUUACACCAUCUGCAAUGAUGAAAAGUUGACAGCAGGCAUGUCCAAUGAAGAGGAAUGCUGGAACGGACACAACAAGGGCAGGUAUUUGCCAGAAAUUAUGAAUGAUGGUUUGACAAAUCAGAUCAACAACCCAGAAGUGGAUGUGGACAUCACAAGACCUGACACUGUGAUCCGUCAGCAAAUCAUGGCCCUCCGAGUGAUGACCAACAAGCUGAAGAACGCCUACAAUGGAAAUGACGUGAACUUCCAAGAUUCAAUUGACGAAGCCAGUGGCUCAGGGAGUGGCAGCGGCUGCACCUAUGAAAUGUGUUCUCCAGAGUUGGGCUUUUCUGAGCCUCCCCCAGGCUCUGACCGGAGUGAGUCUGAUUAUUCUGCAGCUGUCAGACCUAGCCUGCACUGGCUGACCAUGUUUGUCAUCUUUCUUCUCCUGCUACUGCAAAGACGGUGGAGAUAAUCAGUGCAAUAGAGACAAAGGACAAACAAUCUUUUCCUUUUGGAUAAACCCAUCAAAAACGCAACUCAAUCUUGGAACAAUAGCAGUCUUAAAGCAGAAAGAGGUACUGUAGCCCGCUUCCCCUUUACCCAAAGAACACCAGGUGCCAUUCAGGUACAGUCUACUCGUGCCAGAUUACUUUGUACUCACCCAGACCUCAGAUGGAUCAAAACUCUGAAGAUUAUUCACCCACAGUCUUUUUUUUCCAGCAACAGGACAUCACUCUGUCUGCUUAUUUUACACAGCUGAAAAGA
Molecule: messenger RNA, 1709 nt
Organism: Callorhinchus milii (elephant shark)
Lineage: Eukaryota; Metazoa; Chordata; Chondrichthyes; Chimaeriformes; Callorhinchidae
Product: glypican-6-like
Exons: 8
Coding region: 1-1416 (471 amino acids)
Biological process (GO): cell migration; regulation of protein localization to membrane; regulation of signal transduction
Cellular component (GO): plasma membrane; cell surface; synapse
Source: RefSeq, a predicted model, not a curated record